AUGAACGUCAUGAAUUCAAAAAGGGAUGACUUGACGGAGAUGAAAUUUCUAAUCUCAAAGUUGAAAGAGAAUGGAUAUGCUUAUUACAUAAGAGAAAAAUGUGAAAGUAAAACUGUUCAAGACUUAUUUUGGACUCAUCCAACAUCGGUAAAAUUGUUUAACAAUUUUCCAACUGUUUUGAUAAUGGAUUCCAUGUACAAAACAAACUUGUACAUGAUGCCAUUGUUUGAAAUAGUUGAACUCACUUCAACCUAUUUGACAUAUUCGGUUGGUUUUGCAUUUAUGAUGUCGGAGAAGGAGGAUAACUUUACUUGGGCUUUGCAAAUGUUGCUGAAACUUCGUAACCGAAAUAAUGAUAUGCCUAAGGUGGUAGUGACCGAUAGGGACACGACUAUGAUGAAUGUCGUAGAAAAUGUUUUCCCUGAUAGUAGUGUAAUACUUUGUUAUUUUCAUGUUGGGAAAAAUGUUAGAGAAAAAAUCAUCACCGAUUGUAAAGUUAAACAAAAUGUUGUGGUAAUGGAUGGACAACAUGGGAGGAUGAAUUUUUGGAUCAACACAACCGUUUCCAAACACUCAUAG
Messenger RNA from Medicago truncatula (barrel medic), 579 nucleotides. RefSeq names its product protein FAR1-RELATED SEQUENCE 5-like. The record is from RefSeq and is a predicted model, not a curated record. Bases 1 to 579 code for a protein of 192 amino acids. The transcript has a single exon. Lineage: Eukaryota; Viridiplantae; Streptophyta; Magnoliopsida; Fabales; Fabaceae.